Panicum hallii is the source of this 4080-nucleotide messenger RNA. Its product is annotated as protein phosphatase 1 regulatory inhibitor subunit PPP1R8 homolog. Lineage: Eukaryota; Viridiplantae; Streptophyta; Magnoliopsida; Poales; Poaceae. Gene Ontology annotation, molecular function: mRNA binding; protein binding. The coding region runs from base 446 to 1711 and encodes 421 amino acids. The record is from RefSeq and is a predicted model, not a curated record. The transcript is spliced from 3 exons.
UCCGCCUCCCCUCUCACACACGGCAACGACACCGCACGGCAUGGCAGCCACACUUUCCCAAAUCCCAAUCCCAAUCAAUUCCCAGCGUCACCGAAAAUAAUCGAGAGCAGAGCCGUGGCGGCGGCAGGCCAGCGUGCCACGCUGCUGCGUAGGAAUCCUCGGCGACGGGGCGUCCUCGAAUCUCUCAUCUAGCUGCCGGCAGUGGUGUUCGCCAAGCACGGCGUGAAUGGUCUCCUCCAGAAGCUAGUGGGCGCACGCGGGGACCUCGAAUUCCUCCUCACCAAUUCUUCUGGUGCAGGUGCUGGACUGGGGGUCAAGCGCAGAUCCGUUAGGGCCUGGAUCGAUUUCUUCUCUUGAUUGAGAUUCGUUGACAAGUGCAUCUGCUGCUGGAUUUGUUUGGCGGGGACGGGAACCACAGGACGUGCUAGCUGUGAAGUGUGCGGAGAUGUACCGUGGCGGUCUUGAUCGCUUCAAGAAGGCGCAGACCUUGGAGCCCUUCUCGGUACAGUCUGGGUCGGGCACCAAGAAUGCACCUGCAGCUGCAAGAACAGCAAAAGCGCCACCUGCUCCAUUGACAGUGCCGCAGAAUUCUAAUUUCGUGUCAGGUCAGAACCACCAAAGUCCGCAAGGGGCCAGCUCAAGGGUGGCUGGGCAAGAUGGUGUUGCUCCUGGGCAUGUUGGGACACAGGUUGGUGGAGGGCAAUCAACAUGGCAGCCUCCAGACUGGGCGAUUGAGCCGCGCCCUGGGGUUUACUAUCUUGAUGUGUUGAAAGAUGGGGAGGUUAUUGAUAGGAUCAAUCUAGACAAGAGAAGGCAUAUAUUUGGGAGGCAGGUGCCUGCUUGUGAUUUUGUGUUGGAUCAUCAGUCUGUUUCACGCCAACAUGCUGCUGUCAUUCCACACAGGAAUGGAAGCAUCUAUGUUAUCGACUUAGGAUCAGUUCAUGGCACAUUUGUUGCAAAUGAGAGAUUAACGAAAGACAAUCCUGUUGAACUUGAAGUUGGACAGUCACUUCGCUUUGCUGCAUCAACCAGAAUCUAUAUACUGCGAAAGAACACAGCUGCACUAUUCCCAACUCCUAGCCUUCCAUCAGAUGUCAGUUUACCAUCUCCUCCAGACCCCAACGAUGAAGAUGCUGUUGUGGCAUACAAUACAAUACUUAACCGAUAUGGUAGUAGUAAAUCUGACCUAUCGUCCAGUUCCAAAGAUUCAUCAGGAGGUGCCUCUGGUGCAAAUGAUGAUAACCAUACAGUUGAAAGGCCCUUAAAGAGAAGUAAAAAGUUGAGAGUAUCCUUUAGAGAUCAGGUUGGAGGAGAACUUAUCCAAGUGGUCGGCAUUUCAGAUGGUGCAGAUGUUGAAACUGAACCAGGCCCUAUAGGUGUGAAGGAAGGUACCCUUGUUGGGAAGUAUGAAUCUCUUGUAAAGGUUACUGUCAUACCGAAAGGAAAGGAGCAAAUUUCACCAAAAGGAAGUACCUCCCCAAGUGGGGUAACGGAUAAGCUACAAGAGGUUCUUAAAAAAGUUAAGAGCACAACAAGAAGUGGAAUUUAUGAUGACCUUUAUGGGGAUUCUAUUCAAGCAAAAGUGGGCUCUUCUUGGGCAUACAAAUCAGAUCAUCAGUCAGAUAAAGACAAAGCUGUUGAGAAGACACAUAGCUCGAAUUUGAACAUGAACUCAGCUGAUGAUAGUGAUGACUUGUUUGGUGACUCAUGAUCCAGCAUUUUCAACAAACAACCAGAUGGAUUUUCAGAAAUUCAUGGAGGAGUUGUUUUGUUUAUCAGGGGUAUUUUUCUCAGUUCGACAUGGUUAUACCCUGCUGCAAAUCAAGGUAUGUUCUUUUGCUUAAUGUUAGGAGCUUAGGACAUGCUUCUUAUGGUGAUGCUCAUGGUGAGUUUAACCUUGUUUACCUUUUUAUUUUCUUAAUCACCUUGGUGACGUUUGACCUCCCUUGUUUCUUUUACUCAACCUGCUGUUAUAAGACCUUUUCUUGUUCAUGAUAUUUUACUUGUUGAAAUGUUCUAAUGCGCUGCCUUGUGAUGAUCUCCUUGGGUUUUCACGAAUUUAAAGUUGGAAAUGAAAAGAUGGGGCUUUGUGUUUGCAUCCUGGAGAUUUUCUGUGUUGUUUCUUCUUAAUAUACGACAUGCAACUCUCCUGCAUUGUAAGCCAUCGAGGGGGAAAGAAUUUCUGCAUUGUUAGACCAUGUUCGCGUUGAUCCUGAUUCCCAUCAGUUAGAUAAUAAAUUUCAUGGCAACCCAACCAUUCCUUCUAUUUUAUGAUGCUUUUUGCUUUGGGUGAUGGCUUGUGGUUGGAAAACAUGUUGAUUAGUAGUGUCCUAUCUUUAUGCAAAGUAAUUCCCUUGCUGCAUGUGGUUGCUUCAUUCUGUAAGAUUAAUUUUAUUUUAUGAUCAGAUCCAGGUCGUGAAAAUACAAAAUAAGGUGAAAUUUUACUUUUCUAGUUUGCUUGGACCAAAAUUUUGUAAGCAUGUUAUACAGGUAGUUCAGGAGGAAAUUAUCAUAGUGAUAGUUAGCGAGCCUAUAAUUUUAAAUGUAAAACAGAACAAAUAAGAAUUUUUUUUGGAAAAGAACAAAUAAGAAUGGUAAGAAUGGAAAAGCUAUAUUCUGCCUUACGACAGGCUCAUUGAAGAACUUGUAAAAACAAUUAUUCUGAUAUUAAUAUGAGUGUGGAUAUCUGAUGAGUGCAUUUCAAAAACCAAGAAUAAAUAAUGCAUCACUGGUGGACUAGGAAGCAUUGAUCUGACAACAUGCGGAUUAACUGAAGCCUUUAUGGACCGAGAAAACUCAUAGUCCUUCAUAUGCCAUCGUUGUGUCUAUGACAUGUGGGUCCCCCCACUGUCACCGACCGCGGCAUAUAAGGGAUUUUGAGUUUAACCAAUGGCAUGUGAGGAAUUUUUCCAAAAAAUAAUGAAUCAUUUGAGACUAUUACUUGGUUACUUAAAUUUCUGAUAUGAUUGGGUGCUACAAAAAAUAGGACUCAUGUUUUCCAUAUAAUCAUUCACGUUCGGAAAUGUAAACAAUGAACCUUGCAAACUGUAACCUGCAGUGCCACUCCAUGUUUACUCAUUCCAAAUAAAGAACAUAUCUUGAAGCAUAGUACACUCAAAAGUAAAAGCAUCUUGAACAUGCACAAUUCCCUUUAUCAUAUUUGUUCCUUGGGUUAUCACAGGUAUAGCAAAGACUAGAGCUUAAGCCAUAAAGCUGCUCUAGUCCUGUGCUGGUUAGAAAAAUAUGCCCUGGAUAGAAAGAGGUUGCUGAUUGUAGUUUGCUAUCAAAAUUGUGGUUUAACACUAGCAAUUUUCAUAAUGUGAUUAUUAAAUUUACUUGACAGAAUGUUUUUUUUAUGUAUGUGCUUUUCGGUUAUUAUAAAAUAUAAAUGUAAUUAUUUAUCUAGAUGGCACUAUUAUUAUAGGGGAUCAUGGAAGAGCAUUUCGAACUACAAAUGUGUCUGGAAGUAGAUUUACUGUUAUCAAGUCUUAGUAAAAAUUGUGGAUAUUCUUAAUGGGCCAUUUAGCUCUGUGAAUGAACAUACAUCUGUAGUUUAGUUUUAAAUAUCUGGCAUUUUCUUUGUUGUUACGUUACCUGGACAUUUCAUAGCUCUCUGAUGCGUCCCAAACAUCUUGUUCCAUUCUAAACUAUAUUCUUGAAUCCUUUCCAGGUAUCUGAAAUCCUUCCCCCCUGCAGUCAGAGUUUGUUUUUUCUUGCAAGAAUGCCUGCUGAUCUUUUUGUAACAAGAUUGAGAACAAGAAACAGAGUUCUUAUGGUUGCUGAAUUAUGUAAAAUUCCCUUGAAAUGUGCAACAGUAUUUUGCAAUGUGACGGAAAUAGUUUAAAAUAUUUUUGGGUAAACUUGCUUAGGUACCGAGCAUGAGAUUUUGUAGGAUAUAAGCUAACCCUUCUAUAGUUCUUAGCUCCAAAAUUACUGGAAGUUCAUGCAUGCUCGUCUGGGAAAAUGUAGCAAGAAAUAUUUUGUAGCUUUAGUCUGUCUGAAUUAGCACAUGACAAAUAUGUGCAGAAGCUGUAUUUGUUCAAUGCAAUUGAAUGUCCGAUUAAUCGCUGCUUAGUGGUA